Porites evermanni is the source of this 5922-nucleotide messenger RNA. Lineage: Eukaryota; Metazoa; Cnidaria; Anthozoa; Scleractinia; Poritidae. The record is from the annotation of a GenBank genome assembly.
AUGGCCGCUGCAACGUGGAUUACGAGAGUAGCAAAACGAACAACGUUUUUCCGCCCAAGGGAAACUAAAAAAUUACUCCAGCUGGGGGCAAUGCCUGAUGCACGUAGAGAGUUCAGAGUAAGUUCAAUUGAAUUAUUGUUGCUGUUGUUGCGUGUCUCAGUUUUUGGAUGUUAAUUACUCGUUAACUGUCGUUGCAGUUGUAUUCAACAGUUUCUGAAAAAGUACCUAAACAUGAAUUUCAAGAAAAGCCGAGAUUUCCUGGCGCUGCGAAUGCGCAUUAUACCGAGAAAAUGGAUUUUGUUAAUCCCGAUGAUGGUCAAAUUAUCCCAGUGUAUAGAGUCAUGGAUCUUAAUGGAAAAGUCUUGAAUGAAUCACACGAUCCUAAGGUACCAUGAUCAAAUAAUUAUAAGAUUAAGUGAACUUUGAACUGUAACUGUUAUUUACUAGUGAAAAUGUAAUGUACGUAUUCAAAAACUUUUGACCCCUGUAUCUGGAGACAAAAAGUCGGCUUUGAGGAAACUUACCCGAUACGCAAGUACGUACCUGAAAAAUGUGGUGGCUUUAAAAAGAAGUGCCACAAUCUAUAAGGAACGGUCAUAAUUUGUUGAAACACUUUCGAAAAACACAAAAUGCACCAUUAGAAGUCUUUGUGGGGUACACGUAUUGCCGGCUUUCCUCAUCUCCCCAAUGUUUGUUUCAAGGGUUUUCUUGGGCAUAAAUGCUUUCGAAAUCAACAUUGUAGGCCGGAAAAGGGGGGAAGGGGGGCAAAAUUCGUUAGAUUCAACGAUUAAGACCAGGAAAGAAGCCGCUUUCAGAGCCAGUUUAACUCCUAAAAUGAAUGCAUCAUUUAUUCAUCCAUUCUUGGAUCACUGUUUCCCUGCAUGAUUGGUUUUGUUGCGCACGAAAAGGGAACGUUCUCAUAGAAUAAAACCUGAUAGACUAGAGAAAGUUCAUUAUCAGUGUUUCUUAAGGUGACAUGUUUGAGAGGCACAAUUAAUCGUGCUCUAAUCGUGCUCGAGGGCUCGAGUCCCGCUUUACCUAAGUAAAUCUCGAACAACGUUCUGAAGAUCGUGGUCACGCGAUAGUAGUAUGCAGUUUGCAUGGGUUUCCCUAUUACCACGAAUCCACCAACUUGAUCUCGUUAUGGAUUAUUAUUGAUUGGUAUUAUUCUUGUCUGUGUUUUUCCCUAGCUGAAGAAAGAAACCGUACAAGAUAUGUACAAAAAGAUGAUCCUUUUUAAUACAAUGGAGCGUAUCCUUUAUGAGGCACAACGACAAGUAUGUUUAAUCCGAAUCCAUAUUACAUGGCCGCGCGAAGAUAUGAAAUUUCUCUUCGAGUGCGAACGAGUGAAAUAUUAUUUAAAACCGGAGAAGAGAAACUUCGUAUCUCCAAGCGGUCAUGUAAUGUAACGGCGAUCUUUUCAGGCGUGAAGAAAUCGUCUUUUGUCGGGAAAGCUUGCCUGGUAUUUCAUGGGUGUUUAUAUAAUAAAUAUAUAUAUUGUAGGCGAUUGGCUUCCUUUCAAAAUAUCAGAAACUAAAACAUAUAAUCAUUAGAAUUUUACCGACGCCCGGUUUGCUCGUUGGUAGAGUGCCGGUCUGCUGAAUAUGAGGCCGUGAGCUCGAACCCCAGCAGGAGCACCAAAAGGUCUUUAAGAAAAUUAGUAAUAACCAAUGGUUAGAGAGUGCCGGCGACAACGAUCGGAGGUCCAAAACGCUCUUGCUCGAGCGCUGUGCUUUGCGUAAGUUUGCACGUGACAGAUGAUAAAAACACGUGUGAUCAGAUUACGAUUGACAGAAGGUCCAAACGCGCCUGAUCAAAAUGCGUUCUGUGUGCAUUCCAUUCAUUCAUAGUUGGAGUCCAAACGAAUACAUGGGACGCAUGCGUAAUAGCAACCUGGAGAUUAGGAUUGCGGGCUCCUCCUUCGCCCGCAAAAACUGGUAAGACUAUGCUAGCCGCGAUUAAAACGCUUUUUUGAGCUCAGAUGAUAGUGUCAUUGCCCGGUAGCGUGAAACCAUUGGCGUUGACUCCUUUAAAUAACCAUGCACAUCAGCUGCAAGGAAAAUGUAAAAGAAUCCUUGACACUGUUCGGAAAGUGUUGGGGACCUAGGCCCCGGUGUUAUGGUCUAUCCGACUUGUCCCGUCAUCAUCACUUGUCUGUGUGGGCGAGGUGCGGGCCCUGAGGGGAUCAAACAGGAACCGGCUUAAGCGGGUGCAGAAUGCGUCUUUAAACACACUGUCGUCUAAUCUCACCUCUCUAGUUCCUAUGCUAUUCAGCCACUGGCUGGAAAGAGAGGAACACCGGCACCAUUUGCGUUUCCAUUUCACAGGGACGGAUAUCAUUUUACAUGACAAAUUAUGGUGAAGAAGGCACUCAUUUUGGUAGCGCGGCUGCUCUGUUGCCUGAAGAUGUAAUAUUCGCCCAGUACCGUGAGGCUGGUGUGCUGAUGUCAAGAGGCUUCACAAUAGACGAAUACAUGAGCCAGUGCUUUUCUAAUCGGAAUGAUAAUAGAAAAGGACGACAAAUGCCCGUUCAUUAUGGUUCUAAAGAUCUUAACUUUGUUACUAUUUCAUCCCCCCUUGCUACUCAGAUGCCACAAGGUUAGUUCGUCGUUAGUAGGUGUUAACUGUGUUAUGUUAAAGUUACCUUUGAAUUUCAAACAUCAGAUUGUAGAUUACUAGUAACAACAGUAUGACGCAAGUUAAGGUUAAGAGAUACCUGAAAUUAAAUUAGAUUAGUCUGUGUACAGCCGCCCCUUAAAUGAGGUCCACGUUUAUUUAAGUAAUCACCACGUGAUUACAUGUUUUGUGUCAUAGGGCAUGACAAAACUUGUAAUACGAGCGCGAAUAUAAAGUAGAACCUCGGAUAACUCGAACUCCCUACUAACUCGAAGUAAGUCCAAUUUCCCUUGGAUUUCACCCUACUUUUCAGUCAUAUUUACUUGGAUGACUCGAAUUCCCUUCUAGCUUGAACUAAUUCAUUCCCUUGAUUCACUGAAAUUUACCCCGAUAACUCGAAUUCUGGUUCUUGUAACUCCACUCGGGUGCCAUCCAAUUAGCGCUUCUUUUUGUCAAAUCAGUAAAAACACUUAAAGUAACACUGGUCAACACUACAUAAAUUUGAUUUUAAUUGGUGCAAUGAACAGAUCACAUUUUAUCAUUAAAAUACUGCCCAAUUCAAUUGGGAUUUUAAUUUAUUCACUUUAUUUCAUCAGAAACGGUAACAUUAUUAUUAUGUCACCGUUUCUGAUAAAAUAAAGUGAUUUUAUUAACUUAACCCGUGAGCUACUACUAUGCACUAUACUAUACUAUACACUAUUACGCACUAAUCCCAUUGUCUUCUUUUGUUUACUACUUGCUUUUUUGCACUACUUAUUAGUAUCUGUUUCAUGGUUCAAGUAAAAUCACUCUAUAUUAAUUUACCAUAGCCCACUUUUGUUAUAUUAGAAUUUUGUCAUGACUCCGAGGCUUUCUGGGCAUUUUUCUAUAUUUGGUUUGGUUUUCUUUAUGCUCAAAUCUCUUCUGGGAAUUGCGACACAAUGGAGUGAUGACAAAUUUGCAAUUUCGACCCUAAAGCCUCGGAGUCAUGACAAAAUUCUAAUAUAACAAAAGUGGGCUAUGGUAAAUUUUCCAAAUCUCCCCCAUCAUCCCCGGCCUAUGUUAGGUAAUCCAAGACAAACUUGGAUUCUGGAUUCCACGAUCGAGCUGUUGAUUCCGGGUUCAUUAUCAUAUGAAGUUGGGUUCGCGAUUGGAUUCCUUUAGAUGAAUUGCGGAUUCCAAAGCCCACGAUUCCAGAUUCCACAUGCAAAAAAAAUUACUUUACAUGCGGCAACUCUGACAAUAUCUUUCUGAUUCAGCAACUGGAUAUGCCUAUGCAAUGAAAAGAGCAGGCACUGGAAAUUGUGUCAUCUGUUACUUUGGUGAAGGAACCGCAAGCGAAGGAGAUGCCCAUGCAGCAUUCAAUUUUGCUGCAACUCUGGAAGCACCUGUUGUUUUCUUCUGGUAAACUUUUAACAUUGCUAUAGUUAAAAAGCUUACACAUAACUUGAGUUGUGAAUUAAAUUUUGGUUAUCUCAAUAUGGACUAUGCAGUUUUGUAGUCCCGGGCGUGUCACCGACAGGCUUCCUCAGUUUGUUGAGGAGAGACCGGGUUCAAUUUUCGGCGGAACAAACACUCAGGGCCUUAACUGAAAUGAUUGAUGAAGAAUGUGUUGCCUGACCCUACGCGGGCGAAAUGCGGAUGGGUUAAUAUUCUAGUGUCCUUACACAAGGACUAAAAACAAUAGGUUCCCUUUUAAAUCACCCUCAGUGAUUUGGCCUUUGUGGGAAGUAAUAUGACCCAUUUUACUGUUCAUAAAGAGUGCAGGACGUAGACUACGGUGGUGACCAGCCUUUUAUGAGAACAUGGCAAGAAAAUAAAAUUGAGAUGAGUUGAGUUGAGUUGAUUCAUUGAUCUGCAACCUUCAGAUUUCUUCCGCGCACUGUUCACAACCUCUUUGACAAACUGACUUUGCAUAUUGGUUAGAAUGUUGGAGUUAAAUUCAAAAUGAACUUAUAGCACCCAUCAUUUAUCUUACCGAGCUUGUAAGGCAAUAAACAGUCUCACCUUUCAGGCCACGUUUAAACACUUUGGUCUUUUGUGUUUUAUCUUUUUUAUUGAAUUGUCUUCACUGAGCAGCAUUUCUCUUUGUAUCAACAGUCGUAACAAUGGCUAUGCAAUAUCUACUCCUACGGAUGAGCAAUACAGAGGAGAUGGAAUAGGUUAGUGAACCUUACGCUAGAAGUACAAAAGUAAAAGGUCACUGUAGGUUUUUGGAACGAUCGUGUUGUGCAAAUUUGUGGGUGGAAAUCUUAAGCCAGAAUUUUAGGUGUCUGUCAUCUUCGACUGCGGAAUCUAAUGACAAGUGUUCGUUUGAUACAAGAAUGUAACAAUAGACAUGACCACUGCAUCCACUUUUUAGGAAUCUGCGUCCGCUUAAUAGAGGUGCCCCUUUAUAAAGUAAAUAAGGAGAAUAAAUGGAUUGCUCAAUAGAGGGUGAACGUUUAAUACAGAUUUCACUGUGUUCACAUUAACCUUUUACCUCCAAGAGUUGACAAAGUAAACAUUUCAGGAAUUUCAAAUUUCAUCUUGUAUAAUGACGGAAAAAAUACUGUCAUUUGAAUGGUCACACCAUGGAUUUCGUCCAAAGACUCAAAAGUUGGAACCACCUUAUAAUACUCAAUCAUUCACUCUGGGAGUGAAAAGGAAAGAGUAAUUUAAAAGAUUGCGGCAAACAUCACAUUCCAGUGUUUCAUGAGCUAUAAAGUAGCUUGCUAGCAAGCCCUCAGGGGCGCUCUGGCGGUGGGGCGGGAAAAAAGAAGGAGAACUUGCAACUAUGUCUCUGGAAUUUGAAUAGCUGUAGCCUACGUGUAGUGGCACCCUCCCCCCGACGAAGGAAAAACGGGGGAGGCGGAGGGUGCGGCUACACGUAGGCUAGAAUAGCUGCAACGAAAAGGUCGAUGCGAAAUGCUGAUUGGCGGAGAUGACAUUAGUCAUGACAUCAUUACCCUUGGAAGGUGUUUUUCAAUGUUUGUUUACAUUCGCGCUCGUUUCCGCUUCGCGCUCAGUCGAUGGGGGGCCACAGGAGAAUUGGAGGUAGAAUUCAAAUUCCAGAGACGUAGUUGCAUGGUCUCCUUCCUUUUCCUGCCCUGCCGCCAGAGCGCCCCUGAGAGCUAACUCGCAGGCUAGCUGUAAGGUGUAUUAGUCUGCAGGAUAAGCAUAUUGUAUUCUUUAUUUUAAGCUGGGCGUGGCAGGGGCUAUGGGAUGAUGACAAUUCGUGUGGAUGGCAAUGAUGUCUUCGCAGUUUAUAACGUCACCAAAGCAGCACGUGAUGUUGCAGUAAAUCAAGAAAGACCUAUUUUAAUUGAGGCCAUGACUUACAGGUAA